GCGAUCGUCGCCGGGUGAUCUGAGACUGCGCAGACCGAUCCUUCCUCAAGCAGUCAUGUCGGAAUUCGGGCCUUCGGGCCUGCUGGCGGUUCUGUUGCUCUUCACCGCACUCACGCUGCGGGAUGUUUACGUCGGGAGGUCCAAGCAGCAGCCGGCCGACGGUCCAAGCCCCUUACCGGACACGGGACCCGGAGAACACGCCAGGGCCUCCGCGUACACCGGGCCCGUGCUGAGGUUCCGGUACUGCAUCUCCUGAGGCUACAGCAAAGUCUUCCAGGAGUACUCCCAGGCCAUCAGCCAGGUGUACCCGGGUGUCCGUAUCCAGGGAGACAACUACCCCCCCACCCCCAUCAACAGGGUUCUUGGAAACCUGGUUUCCUACCUGAAGCUGCUCUCCAUCCUCCUCAUCGUCACUGGUCUAAACCCGUUUGGUCACAUUGGACUGGACACCCCCAGCGUCUGGACCUGGAGUCAGGACAACAAGAUCUUCUCCUGCCUGAUGGUCUUCUUCCUCUGUAACAUGAUGGAGACCCACUUCCUGUCCACUGGAGCCUUUGAGGUGUCUCUGAACGACAUUCCCGUGUGGUCCAAGCUGCAGUCCGGCUAUGUGCCCAACAUCCAGGAGAUGUUCCAGAUCCUGGACACCCACCUGAAGAUGAACCAGGCCGAGCACACCGGCUUCUCCACCACUUAGAGCUACACCCACAGCCGUGCGGCAUUCAGGUGUCCUGGUUCAGGAGGACAUUCGGUCUGUGGCGUUCAUGAAGGUCUGGCCCUAAAGCAGACACUGAGGGGUCUCUCCUGAUGUUCUCCUCGCCACAAAGACUCUUCUUCUGCACCAGCUCACCGCGCGCUGCAGUACCCACAAUGCACUGGUCGGGCCCACUGCUUCUCAGUGUAGACUUUCAUGUUUGGGUGGGGGAGGGGCACAAACAGGAUAUGAUGCUGCUGCACUUCCUGUCUCCUGAUCCUCUGAGCUGAUGUUUUUUCUGAAGCUGUCCUUCAGUAUGACAUCACUUCUCAUCACACGCACCAAUAACAUCUGGAAUUCCUCCUUUUUCCACACGGACCCGGAAAGCUGGACUUCUCUCCUCUGUGGUCCUCAGAGUGAGAAAGUUCCUGACUUCUCCUUCAGCUCAUUGAAACCAGCAGUGGUGCGUUCAAAGUCUGCUGCUUUCACCCCUCGGUCAGGAUCCCGGGGAACGCCUGGCUCCUGCAGCUGACUUCAGCCUUCACAGGCUGAUGGUCAGACCCAGGUCCUCACGUCUGAGUCUGAGCGCACAGAACCCUUUCUGGAUCAGGACUGUGGCCCGGCAGCAUCCAUUCUGCAUGUUAGUUGAGAUGUUUUUAGCUCUGAGAGUCUGAGCAGAACGAGCAUGAAGACGGUGAGAAGCAGCCGGUGGAUAAGUUCCAUCUGCUGUCGGUGUGAGCAGAGACUGAGGACCACUGUGACAUGCAGACUCCUCUGACAGGAAGCCACUACAGACAGAGCUGCACCCCACCUCAGCCGUCUGAAGAUGGAGCUUAUGUCCUGGUUUUUACCGUAAUGUUUAAGGUCAAACAGAAAUCUGGUGUGAUGUGUCACAGACACUGAUCACCCUAGGAAUCGGUCGAGUUGUUGCUCAUGAAUUGAUGUGUGUGAAGUGUUGUUGAUUCAUGAAUAAAGUCUUAACUGGAAA
Molecule: messenger RNA, 1679 nt
Organism: Oryzias latipes (Japanese medaka)
Lineage: Eukaryota; Metazoa; Chordata; Actinopteri; Beloniformes; Adrianichthyidae
Product: selenoprotein T2-like
Biological process (GO): cell redox homeostasis
Cellular component (GO): endoplasmic reticulum membrane
Molecular function (GO): thioredoxin-disulfide reductase (NADPH) activity
Source: RefSeq, a predicted model, not a curated record